AUGGAUGGUUUAAUUCACGCGGCAUUGGAAGCAGAGGUAAUACUUAACCGGGCGAAACAUGUGAAAACAAACUUAACACAAUUUGACAGUGGUGUCUCAGAUCAUAAAAUGACUUGGACUCAUCAGAAGAUGCACCUAGCGGAAUCUGUUGAUGACUCUAGGAUGAAGUUUCAAAGAAAUUCUGUCAACUCUGCUGCUAAAAGCUCAGAAAAGUUUGAUUUAUUUAAAAAACUCCAUGAACUCUACAAUGAGCUUAGCAGAGAUGAAUCUUCACAAGCUAACUAUCAAGGGCUAAAGACCACCUCAUACUUAUUGGAAAAAUUAUUAGCUACAUAUAAUCUAAACACAUUAAUAAUUAAUUUAUACCCAGGAAAUAAGGGGUACUCUCUUUCACUUAAAGUUAAUGGGAAUACACAGUAUAUUCAACCUCCUGAUGCAAAUGCUUCAUCAAGUCAAGAUGAGACUUUAAUAGAGACACCUAGAUGGCCCUAUGAAGAAGAAGAACUUCUUAGUUACAUAGAUAAUGAAGAACUACCAGUGGUGCUUUUGGAUUUACUAGAGUCAGAACAUUCUUGUCUUUUUUACUCAGGUUGCAUUAUAGCCCAAAUUAGAGAUUAUAGGCAAGCCUAUCCAAGUUUUGUAUGUGAUACACAUCAUGUCCUCCUAAGGCCUACUAACCAGAGUAUAAUAACUGAUGCCAUGUGCAUUGGUGGGCGCUGCGGGUGGGUAGGAGAAGAAAGAGGUGCAUUAGAAGCCGUAGAAGCCGCUCUGGUCCAUGCAGCUGCACCUCCUCUAUGCUUGGAACCUAGGCCUGCAGUGGGAUUGUUAGCAGCUAGAUUGCAUGCAUCACCUAGAUUGUUUAACACCCCACGGAUACGAAGGCAAGCUAGGAGAUUUUCCCAGGUGGCUGUGAAUAGAAAGAGGAAACUGGACCAGUUUACUCAUUAUCAUGGGUUGGAGCUGCUGGAAUUGAUUCAUCGUCAGAGAGCAAAAAAUAGUAGGCAAUCAGUUCCUCAUACACGUCUCACAUCCAAGUAUCCUAAAAAACCACCAGAGGUCUUCAAGCCAAUCGAACCUCCCAGAAUGGAGCCACUACCGUUGGCCCUUCCUUCUGAACCAAGCGGGCCCCUACGCUUAGCUAGAGCGUAUGAGAGACCUCGACCAACACCGGACUGCCAGCCACAAUUAGUAGAGGAAUAUAUAUUGGAAACAGAGAAAACAUCACCCCACGCUAGCGCUGGCUUCUUCCAUAUAAAGCUGUCGAUAUUACAAAGGCCGUCCGAUCAAGAGUUCCUAGGCGAAUUGUAUGUGGAUAGAGAUCAUGUUGAAGGGGAACGGAAUGGUGCUGCUUGUAGGUUUACUUUGGGAUCACGACUCCAAGCUAAUAAAUACAUCCAGCAGUUUACAGAAAUUUUCACAGAAGAAGGCCGAAAAUCAGUUAGAAUAAAGCACAUAGUUCCUGGACAACUUCCUAGAGUCUCUUUUACUGGAGGGAUGAGAGAAAUUCAGGGUCAGCAAUUGCUGCUACAACAGCGUACGGCGCAAGCGAGCAGCUCUACAGUACAAACCCAUGCAACUACAGUGCCUGUAGUAACUUCUGCCAUAGCAGCGACUCCCAAUCCUCAUACAAAUGCGCGGCAGCUACCCAUACUGCAGGCACAGCUCCAGCAGGUAGGCAAUGUGGGGGGUGUUACCGCUGUAGGUACAGUAGUGGGCACAGUGGGAACGGUGGGCACAGUGGGAACAGUGGGCACAGUGGGAACGGUGGGAGCGGUUGGGAACGUCGGUAACGUGGUCAACGUGGCGGCCGGUGUGUCGGGGGCGGCGGUAGAGGCAGCGCUGAAGCAACAACCCUCACCUACACCGCGAUUGUCGCCGCAGGCGUCGACGAAUCAGUUACUAGCUCAACAGCUCACAAACCCACCGCAACCUUUAAACCCGCAGAAAAUGCAGUCCGCAAUCAUUCACAUACAGCAUCCGAUUAUGUCUUCGGCCGUAACCCCUCAGGUGCAAAGUAUACAAUAUACAAAUACAACGACAACACAACAGAAGGCGACGAUCACUAAGCCGAGAUCAACAAACCCGGCCAUUAACGCGCUCGUCACUAGUCUUAUGAACUCAGCUCAACAAUUCCAACAGGCGGCGAGUCAAAACGCAGCGAAAGCAGUGAGCACAGCCAACAGCAACGCGACGAUCCUCAACCUGCUGAACAGCGCGCCGGCGGCCAUGACGCACGCGCACGCGCACGCGCACGCGCACGCGCCGGCGCCCGACGACGCGCACAAGCUGCUGGCGCGCACCGUGUCUCUCGCCGGCGCGCGCCUCGUCGCCGCCUCCGCCGCCGCCAGCGCCGCGCACACGCUGCCCACUUAUACGCAACAGGUGAUGACGGGCUACACGCGCGACAACGAGUCAACAAACGUGUCGAGUAGCGAGAGCGCCUUGCUGGAGCGGCUGAUGGGCCCCGAGCCGGCGGCCGCGCCGCCCGCGCCGGCGCAGCAGCAGCCACAACCUGUGUGCCAUUUGCAGGGUCUAAGCCUAACCUCCCUCCAAGGGCUCCAAGGUAUCCAAGGGCUCCAGAACGUGCAAGUUCAAAUCCCAGGGCUGUCGGCGCCCAUCUCGCUGUCGCUGAACGUGUCGGGCGCGCCCAGCGGCCUGCUGGUGUCCGUGCCGCCGACCACCUCCGUGGUUCUCACUAACCAGCCCUCAGUGCUGUCUCUGCCUAUAGCGCAACUGGUGUCCGGCGGCGUGAAGGGCGGCGUGCGUGGCGGCGCCGUGCAGGUGGUGCGCGCGCCGCGCCCCGCGCGCCCCGCGCGCCCCGCGCCGCCCGCGCCGCGCGCCGCGCCCGGUACGACCCAAUUUAUAACGCAGGCACAGGCACAGACGUUAAAUGCGCAUCAAGUGCGACGGAAAUCGAAUCCAGAUAGUUCA
This is a messenger RNA of Brenthis ino (lesser marbled fritillary), 2931 nucleotides long. The record is from the annotation of a GenBank genome assembly. Lineage: Eukaryota; Metazoa; Arthropoda; Insecta; Lepidoptera; Nymphalidae.